Messenger RNA from Plodia interpunctella (Indianmeal moth), 1550 nucleotides. RefSeq lists its product as uncharacterized. The record is from RefSeq and is a predicted model, not a curated record. NCBI's taxonomy places the organism in Eukaryota, Metazoa, Arthropoda, Insecta, Lepidoptera, Pyralidae. The transcript has 3 exons. The coding region runs from base 616 to 1278 and encodes 220 amino acids.
CCAUAAAAUUUUAAAUGGCGAUACUCCACAGAGCUUUGUUUACCUGGUUUAUUUUUCUAGUUUUUCUUAUAUUGCUGUGUCUCCGUUUAGAGUCAAGAACUCAUUGGAACUGGUUUAUUGUGUUUAUCCCAAUGUGGGUUUACGACGGCAUAUUAUUGAUAUAUGUGCUUUUCCACAUGGUGUCCCAUUGCAGAAAUGGAAUCGAAAGAUUUAGGGGCACAAUCAAUAAAAACGUAUGGUACAUAGCUGCAAUUGGACUGAAAAUGGCUGCUCAAAUAAUCAUUUGCAUAAAGUUGGAGUACACUAAAGUAAAUCUACCCAUUUAUGUUGUAAUGACACCUGUUUGGAUGUUACUGCCUGUGCUCUCUGUUGAAGUUUUUAUGCAUCUUAUAAAACACUCCAGUGGAAGUAGCAGAUACUAGAAUAUAUCUUUAUAUCGUUUAUGGAUGUGUGGGUGACAUGAACUUAUUAUAAGGUAACACAUGACUUCAGUUUGUAGAUAAUAAUAAACUUGGCACUUGUUCAUUGACACACAGAUAUGUUUGCACAUGUCAAAAACUUUAGUGAGUGUGAGGUGGAGUACAUGAUAUAACAUAAUAUCUGUGUUACGGAAAAAUGCAGCUCUUGCCUUUGAUUGAUAGUGUAAAAAAUACUGGAGUCAUGAAAGUGUCAGCGGGUGAUACCGCAACUUUGCAAUGUAUCAGCAAUGAUUACAACCAUAAUUUCAUGUUUUGGGUCUUGGGUGAUAGAAAAGUGAUUGGACCUACAAAUGACCAUGACUAUGAUAAGAAUAAAUAUAAAUAUGAGGUGCUAUCUGGGAACUUAAAAAUUCAUGCUGUUACUCCUGCUGAAUCUGGAUUCUACCAAUGUUUCUCUAAAAAUAUCAAUAGUGAUGGAGUCACCAUUGGACAAGUUGAGAUGCUGGUCAAUGGUUCAGGAUUCACUGCAAUGGAUGCUGUCAAGCUUGUUGCCAUAGUGUGCUCUAUCAUAAUAAUUAUUGCAUGUGCAGUUAUCUUUUUCCGAUUGAGGAAAGAAAGGAGUAAAUAUGAUGGGAGAUCAAUUGUUCCUGUAGAUGAUAAUGAUGAGGAUGCAGAUGGGGAGGAGAUUUAUAAUCGCACGACAACUACCAUCACACAACCUCAACCUGUUGCUGGACCGAGCCGGAACCCUUCCUCAGAGCAGCUUCUUUAUGGAAUAGAUAACCAAGGACUGGAUACUGAUUUUAAUUCAGUAUUUGAAAACAUCCAAAUAAAAACACCGCAAGGGAGUUUAAUCUAAAGUAACUUAAAUGAUUAUAUUUUGUCAGUUUACUUUAAUGUAUCUUAAAGGAAGUUAACUACUUUUAGUCCAGAUGAUGAAAAGUUCUGAGAGCUGAUUAGAAAUAUUAUUCCUAUGAUAUUUUUUUCUGUUCAUACUAGAAAAUUUUGUAACAUGUAACUAUUGAUGAUUUAUAUGCAAUAGCUGAUGUAGGAUUGAGUUAGCUAAUAAGAUUGUAUAUAGCAUUUAAAUUAUUGAUGAUUUUAGGAAAUAAGAGAAAAUUAAAUAUUGAA